Messenger RNA from Brassica rapa (field mustard), 2979 nucleotides. RefSeq lists its product as uncharacterized. The record is from RefSeq and is a predicted model, not a curated record. Lineage: Eukaryota; Viridiplantae; Streptophyta; Magnoliopsida; Brassicales; Brassicaceae.
UAAUCCAUUUUUACGCAACCGAGAGUUGAAAGAAAAAGAAAAAGAAAGAGAAAGAAGAAGAAGAAGAAGAGAGAUGGCUUCAGUCAUUGACUUGUCGAGGAUUCCUUACAUCCCUGGGAGGCUCCACGCGACCAACAAUCAGUUCCAGAGAUACGGUCCAAAGGGUUUCAUGGAAAUCAAAGUCCUUCACAACGACAACCUCUACGUCCGCGUCGACUUGCCCGGCGUUCCAGACGACGCUAUCCGCUACAGAGUCGACGCCGUGAGACAAAAGGUUGUCUUUUUCUCCGGCGAAGAAACUCUCCGCGCCGGCGACAAGGUUGACGACGUUCGUGAGUACUCCGGGACCGCCGGUCUGGGCUGUGACUGCUGUGAGAUCACCGGCGUGGAGGCCAAGAUGAAAGAUGGAGUCUUGAGGAUGAUUCUCUCAAGGGUCAAGGUGAAGGACCAUGACAACAAGUGUACUCACUUUCUGCCUCCUAACACAGGCAAAUCUGGAAGAUAUGAUAUAGGUGAUUCUGCAAUUGACAUGAUUGAAGUGGAGGAUCAUCCGUUUGUGGUGAAAGGUCGCAAGGGAACGUUCACUUCAGCACGAACAUCUGACGGAUGUUAUCACUUUUCUGUGGAUCUACCAGGUGUUUCUAGCGACGACAUAUUCGUGCUACCAAAUGAGAAUGAAUUCAAGUUCAUUGCUGAGAACAAGAUCGUGUACGAGCACGACGAGAGUUGCCGUAUUUUCAUUGGUGCCGUCAACAAGCGUACAUGUUGUUCCCAUGGGAUUCCACUUCUUGACCACAACAUCGCUUGGGAUGCAGAGUUUGGUGUUCUUAAAGUGCGUGUUUCACCUCCUCCUCUCAACAACAAUGAUCAGUAAUCAUCACUCUUAUGAUUGAACUAUGUCAGCUUGCGUCUGGUUAAGGUUUAUGGUCUAGUCUUCUCUUUCACUUUUUUUUUUCAUUUCUGGUUUUUAAUAAAUGUAUCUACGUGCACGUGGACUUUGUUGCAUGUGGUUUGUGUUUAUCAUCUUUUAUCGUUUAUGGUUAAGUACGUGUUUUAAUUUCUUCUACGUAAAUGUCAUCAAAAACAUGUCUGUAACGAGAUAUUUUAAUGGGCGUUUUCUUAAUACAACAAACUUUAAAUUGUCAUUAUAACAAAUAAAACUUUAUAAUAACUAAUACCAAGAAACCAUGCAAAAUAAAAAUUUAAAGUGUGAUAGAAUAAACAUCUAAAAAUGGUUGAAAACUUUACAAAAGAUCGAAUUGGUUAAAAAAAAAAAAGAGACGUUGCAUUGAGAGUCGAUCGUAUGUCUUUUGCCUUAUCCGUGUCUAUCGUUUCUCUUGCGUGUCGACUGCUAGGGCAGGUUUGUAUGGUCUUUCUUGUCUAGUUUUAAUGGAGGGUGAACUUUUAUUAAAAAUCUGGGUUAAUGUUUAUCUUUAUGUUUAAUGGUUAAGUGCUUUCGAUAUCAUCUCAUGAAUGUGGUCAAAACGUUUUCUUUGAAUCUACAUCGACAUAUUUAAGGGAUGUUUUAUAAAGUAGAAAACUUUAAAUUGUUGUCAAAAACAAACAAACCAAAAUCUAUAUUCUAAAAUAUAUAUAUUCUGAUUCUUCUUACUAAAAGGGGAAUGGGGGAGAGUGUCACAUCAUUUAAUUUAAUCCUCCAAUAAGAAACCACUAAUUUGCCAUGUCACAUUGAAUUUUAGCUUAAACCAAAUAAACACGUAAAGCGCCGUUCAAAUUCAUUAACAAAAUUGUAUUUGGACAUCUUUUUUUCCUUAACAAGUGCAUCUGCGACGUCUAAUAGAGUUCUCCUUGUGCGUUACGUUUCCAGCCUGGACCCUUCUCCGGUCUCUGCUCAUUUUUUUUAACGAAGUCUCCAUGGAUUAGCUGAAUCGGAGGUCCGUUUUCCUUCAAUAUACUUUUUUGGGAAAUUUAAUUUGUUUUGUCAUCCUAAAUCAUAUUUAUAUAAUUGUACAAUAUUGUAGUGAUUUUCUUGUAAUGUGUUACAAAUCGUUUCCUCACUUGUCUUUGAGGCUUUGUGUAUACAGCUUUGUAUCUUACUUCUACUUUGUACUAUGUUUAUAAUCCUACCAGUUGAAAAAAAAAAGAUUACUUCUGAGUUACUUUACGCCCAUCAUAUAUCAUGAUUAUAUUAUUGAAGAAACAGAAAAGUUGCGACUAACUUGUUUAUAAAUUUGUCUAUAAUUUGUGUAUGAUUUUAUGAUGAAGUUUAAUGGUUUUGCAAAGUAUUUUUAUUCAUUUGAGAUUUGACAUUCAAUAUCACACAAUUUAAAUUUGUUAUCAAGGGAACGAAAGGGGUGGUUAUUUAUACUUGACAAAUGAACAAAAUUGAUACCAUUUGUUCAUAAUUUGACAAUUUAGUUAUUCUUCAUUUGUUUGUAGUUUGUUAUCGAUGCCAUAAUAUGUUCUAUAUUUUAGUCAAAAACAAAUGUUUUUAUAUGAAUAAUUUCCUUAUAACCAGCAAAUAUCAUUUGACUACAUGAUCCAAACCAAAAAAAAAACUUAACAUAAAAAACAAACUUAUUAGUGAAAACUAAUUAUAUUUUGGGAAAAUUGUUUUUUUAGAGAAAAAAAAUGAUAACUAUGUCCUUUUAGACUAAUAUCUAUUUUGUGCAAGUUUUGUCUAUAAUACUCUUUAAUAUUUUUGAAAAUAAAUUUAAUAAAUAGUUUUAUAAACAAAUUUUUUUUGGAAAAAUAAUAACUAUUGAUAAAAUACCUAUAUGAACGUAGUGGUAUUUUUUCAGUUCUAAAAAAAGUUUAAAUCAUAAAUUUUAGAUUAUAUUCUAAAUAAAGUAGAAAUGACAUUCUACGAAGUAGAAAACGAAAUCCACUUUUUUCAUUGAAUCUACAAUGUUUAGAAUAUGUGAUCUACGUAAAUAAGAGUAUUCUAAAAAUAUUUAGAAUACACAUUCCACGCUUAAUCUACCGAUCUAAAAUCUUUAGAAAUCAAAAUCUACACAU